AUGAAUACGAUGACACUAUUUUCGCAGCUGCUUUUAUUCGCUGCUGUGCUAGCAAAAGUUUCAGGUUUUUGGUGGUUACUUCCUGAAUAUAAAACUGUAACAACAACGAGUGGUAAAGUUAGAGCUAUGAAAUUUGGCAGUGAAGAUUACUACUCUUUCAAAGGAAUUCCAUAUGCUGAACCACCAGUCGGUAAUUUACGAUUUAGAAAUCCGGUACCAGUUCAAUCAUGGUCUGGUGUAAGAAAUGCGUACAGUCACGGAAGUAGCUGUCCAAACGAGCUUGUGUUGGGCAUAAAUGGAGAUGAAGACUGCUUAUUCUUGAACGUAUACACUCCAGACGUGAGUGGGACUUUACCGGUGAUGAUAUGGAUUCAUGGCGGCAGUUUUGUUUACGGAAGUGGAGACACAAUUGAUUACGGUCCUAAAUAUUUAAUGGAAGAAGGUGUUAUCGUCGUCACAAUCAAUUAUCGAUUGGGAGCGUUAGGAUUUUUAAACACUGGAGAUAAAUAUGCGCAAGGUAAUUAUGGAUUGAAAGACAUGACCCUGGCAAUAAAAUGGGUGAAGGACAACAUUGGUGCAUUUGGUGGUGAUCCCCAAAAAAUUACAUUAUUCGGACAAAGCGUUGGAUCUGCUGCUGUAAAUUUGUUGCUUUUAUCUGAAAUGUCAAAAGGACUUUUCCAACGAGCAAUAAUGCAAAGUGGCACAGCUUUAACUCCAUUUGCAUUCCGUGAAAAUGGAGUUGAAAAAGCGGAACAACUUGGACAUAAUUUAGAUCUUACAUUUGACUCGACACAAAGUUUAAUCGAUCAAUUGCGCCAACUUCCAUAUCAAGCGAUUCUUCUUGCAUCAGAAAGUGUUUUUGGGGUAGAUGAGCCUCGCAUGUUGCGUCCAUUUAAUUUUGUUCCAUGUGUUGAACCUGACGAUUCAUUGGAGGAAAGAUUUCUGGAAGAUAAUCCAACCAAUCUUUUAGAAGCAACUGGUAAUACAAAACCAAUUUUGAUAGGAACAACCAACAGCGAAGCAUUGUACAUGAUAAGAGAAGAUCUACUAGAUUUCUCUGUGUUUGAUGAUUACAAUAAUAACCCAAAUUAUUUCGUUCCCUCAUCAUUCGGUUUAACUGAAGGAUCAUCAGACAGUACUGACGUUAUAAAUUACAUAAAAAGUUUUUACUUCAAUAACCAACCAUUGUCAUACAGUACAAGAGAACAGUACGCACAAUUCCAUACUGACGCUCAGUACAUAUUCCCGACAGAACGAGUGCUGAAACAUUUUCAAUUUUCUAAUGAGCCCAUUUAUCGUUAUGAAUUCACUUUCUCUGGAAAGUUCAAUCAUAUUAAAAAUUUCUUGUUCUUGUCUUCAUAUGAUGGUGCAUGUCAUUCUGAUGACCUUUACUAUCUUUUUGAUACGAUUAUUCCUUAUUGGCCCUGGCCAUCCUCCGAAGUAGAAGAGGCAAGAACAGUUCGAGAUCGUGUUGUAAGGCUUUGGACUAAUUUCGCGAAAUACGGAAAUCCAACUCCAAAUACUGAUAAUCUUGUGAAUCAAAAUUGGCCACCUUUUGAUCAGACGACUCGAACUUAUUUAGAAAUUGGAAAAGAAUUGACGGUUAAGAAUGAACCAAAUAGAUUGGAGGAAUUGCAUAACUUCCAGUUGUUAUUUGCAUUGGUUUUUUAA
Molecule: messenger RNA, 1671 nt
Organism: Clunio marinus
Lineage: Eukaryota; Metazoa; Arthropoda; Insecta; Diptera; Chironomidae
Source: the annotation of a GenBank genome assembly